UUGUGUUAGUUGUAUAUCAAAUCGCCUCAGUUCCGGAUCUCUUCGUUACUGUACAACAGCGCCCUGCUCCGUUCAAUUCGCAAGUUUCCAAUUCGAACACGUUCCACUUCUGGUCCAAACCAAUGACAGCUCCAAUAUGGCUCUUUCGUCCUUCUUCAGUAGUACCCGUGCAGUACUAUCUUCAGCAAUUCUUCUCCGGGUAGCUUUCCUACUAUAUGGCCUUGCGCAAGAUGCAUUUUCCCCUGUCAAAUACACCGACAUCGACUACUUCGUCUUCACCGAUGCAGCCCGAUCCAUUGCUCGCGGCCAGUCGCCCUAUGCGCGCGACACUUACCGGUACACGCCUCUUCUGGCCUGGCUCCUCUAUCCUACUACCUGGUCCGGCACCUGGUUUUCUUUUGGUAAGGUUCUCUUCGCGGUAGGCGACAUUGUCGCGGGGUGGAUGAUGUACCGCAUUCUCCGGACGCAUCAGGGGCUCUCACAGGAGAGGGCACUGAAGUACGCAAGCAUAUGGCUUCUUAAUCCUAUGGUUGCCACCAUCAGCACGCGCGGCAGCUCCGAAGGGUUGCUCGGUGUCUUUGUGACGGCAUUGCUCUGGGCUGCUCUCUCCCGUCGCAUAGUUCUCACGGGAUUCUUUCUGGGCUUCGCGGUCCACUUCAAGAUCUACCCUUUCAUCUAUGCAGCGUCUAUUGUAUGGUGGCUGGACGACAAAAGCAAUUCGUCGUCAUCUUCCUCCCCAAUCUCUCGCACAAUCAAAUUUCUCAACGCCCAACGAAUAGGGGUUGCGUUGUCUAGUCUGCUCACAUUCAUGGGUCUCAACGUAGUCAUGUACAUCGCAUACGGUUGGCCUUUCCUGGAACACAGCUACUUCUACCACCUUGUGCGCAUUGACCACCGUCAUAAUUUUUCGCCUUACAACACUCUCCUCUACAUGAACUCGUCGCCGAAAGCCUCCGGCGUAGACCAUGUCUCAUUCCUGGAGCUCGAACGGCUAGCAUUCAUUCCACAGAUUCUUCUCAGUGCUGUGAUCAUUCCCUUGGUGAUAGCUAAAAAGGAUUUGUCUUCGACCAUGCUUGCGCAAACCUGGGCAUUUGUCACGUUUAAUAAGGUGUGCACAAGUCAGUAUUUUCUGUGGUACAUCAUGUUUCUCCCAUACUACCUACCGGACUCUGUGAUGAUGCGUUCUCCCCGCACCGGCGCAUCCCUACUGGUAUUGUGGAUCCUAGGUCAAGCGGCAUGGCUACAGCAAGGUUUCCAGCUAGAGUUCAACGGCGAGUCGACAUUCAUCCCCGGCCUCUGGAUCUCUAGUAUUCUCUUCUUUGGUAUCAACUGUACCAUCCUUGGGUUUGUUCUAAGGGAUAUCAGGACACGCGGGCAAUCUCCUUUGUUUGGAAAAAGGAAACGAUAG
Messenger RNA from Periconia digitata, 1408 nucleotides. NCBI's taxonomy places the organism in Eukaryota, Fungi, Ascomycota, Dothideomycetes, Pleosporales, Periconiaceae. The record is from the annotation of a GenBank genome assembly.